GUGCUGUCGCCGAGGAUGUUGCGAUGGUCGUUAAUGUUGUCGGCUUACGACUACGAGCUGGAGUACAGGCCUGCUCAUCAGCUCAGGAACGCGGAUGCACUGAGUCGACUGCCUCUAACUGUGGAAGACAGCUCAACUGACGAGAAACUUUUUGAAGUCCGGAUGCUGGAGACUGCGCCGGAGAUUCCGUGGGAUGCCCAGAAGAUUGCCCGAUGCACCCGGAACGACCCAACCUUGUCCAGAGUUCGACAUUGGACGGGGGUUGGAUGGCCUCAAGGCAGGCUGCCGGACGAGUUCAAGCCAUUUGUUCGACGGCAGCACGAGUUGUCGGAGUAUCGGGGAUGCCUGCUGUGGGGAUGUAGAGUCAUCAUUCCAGAGCAAGCGAGAGACCAGGUUUUGGAGCUGCUGCAUACCACGCAUCCCGGGAUCGUCCGCAUGAAGGCGCUUGCCAGAAGCACAGUUUGGUGGCCGGGUAUCGACCAAGAUAUCGAAAGGAAGGUCCGAAUCUGCCUGCCCUGCCAGGAGACAAGGCCGCAACCUGCACGUGCAAGACUGCAUCCGUGGGAAUUUGCCAGAAACCCAUGGUCCCGAAUCCACAUCGAUUUUGCAGGACCCUUCCAAGGAAGGGUUUUUCUUCUGGUGGUGGAUGCGCAUUCGAAAUGGCUGGAAGUCAUCCAGAUAGCAUCCAUGUCGUCAGCAGCAGUGUGUCAAAGGCUGCGAGUGCUGUUCGCAACACACGGUGUUCCCGACACUAUAGUCUCGGACAAUGGGACAGCGUUCGUCUCACAAGAAUUUGAAGAAUUUCUGCAGAGAAACCAGAUCCGGCACGUUAAGGUGGCGCCAUAUCAUCCAUCAUCAAAUGGCCAAGUGGAGCGCAUGGUCCAAGAAACUAAACAAGUCCUCAGGCGCAUGGAAGGAGGCGACAUGGCCACCAAGUUGGCCCGAUUUCUUUUGAGUCAGCAUAUUCUCCCGCACUCAACGACCGGAAAGAGUCCGGCGGAAUUGUUGAUGGGUCGGAGACUCCGUAGUGCACUGGACCGGCUUCACCCAGACCUACAAGCAGAGAUGGUGGACAAGCAAGAGGAACAAGCGCUGCGGGGAAGACAAGGUGUACGCGAAUUCGAGCCGCGAGAACCAGUCUUCAUCCGCAAUUAUUUAGCAGGCCCCAAGUGGCUACCCGGUAUCAUCACUGAGAUCACCGGUCCGGUGUCUUACAAGGUUCGCACCAUCGACGGUCGUUUCUGGAAGCGGCACGUGGACCAAAUCCGGAGACGGGAGUGGAGCACAUACCUGGACGAGGAGGAGCCUACGACAGAGCUGUCACCUCAGCAGCUCUCCUUACCAAGCGAGCCAUCGCUUAGGAAUGAAUCGGUGGAAGAGUGCCCACCAUCUACGAGUCAAGCGGACUUCCCUGAGGAGUCAACCCCAGUGGCAACACCUCCAGCUUCCCCACAGCGUUCACCUGCUUCACCCCAUGAACCGAGGCACCAAACAGUGUUGCCAACUUCAGCGCCUGCGCAAGAACAGUCAAAUCGUCCCCAGCGACAACGGCGACGUCCCGACUACCUAAAGGACUAUGUGACCUAGGGGGGAGGGAUGUUGUGUGUUGGCAACCGAGGAUA
This is a messenger RNA of Ixodes scapularis (black-legged tick), 1622 nucleotides long. RefSeq lists its product as uncharacterized. The coding region runs from base 16 to 1587 and encodes 523 amino acids. NCBI's taxonomy places the organism in Eukaryota, Metazoa, Arthropoda, Arachnida, Ixodida, Ixodidae. Gene Ontology annotation, molecular function: nucleic acid binding. Gene Ontology annotation, biological process: DNA integration. The transcript has a single exon. The record is from RefSeq and is a predicted model, not a curated record.